AUGUCGGUGCGGAAAGCCCAUAAUUCUGGCCGAAAUCACUUGAGGAAUGUGGUGGAAUACUAUCAGCAAAUUGGCCACGAAAAGGCGCAGUCAGUCAUCGACUCGAUCACUUCCUCGUAUGCUGCUGAGGGUCAAGCCAACCCUAUGUUUCAACAUGGUGCUGUCGGAUUCCCCCCGCCACCUCCCGGGUUUCCAGGGAUGCCGCCCCCUCCCUUUGGUCUUCCAGGCGCUGCUCCGCCAGCUGGAGGAGCCAUUCCACCUCCGGGUGGUCGUGGCAUGCCCUUCCCACCCUUUCCACCCAAUGGUGCUCCGCCUCUACCUCUUCCUAAUGGCCUACCUUUCCCUCCUCCGCCUGGUGGAUUUCCUCCGAACUUUCAAUUUCCUCCUCCAGGCGCUCCCGGUGGUUUCCCACCCCCAGGGCAACAGCAUCAACAAGGCCUACCUGGUGGACCUUCUCCUAUACCCGGUGCCGGCCCAGGUCCGGCCCAAGGCCCUCCGCCUGGGUACAAUCUGAAUGCGUCCUCCGGAGCAAAUGAAGGCCGACGUUGA
Molecule: messenger RNA, 549 nt
Organism: Capronia epimyces CBS 606.96
Lineage: Eukaryota; Fungi; Ascomycota; Eurotiomycetes; Chaetothyriales; Herpotrichiellaceae
Exons: 3
Coding region: 1-549 (182 amino acids)
Biological process (GO): mRNA splicing, via spliceosome; mRNA 5'-splice site recognition; spliceosomal snRNP assembly
Cellular component (GO): U1 snRNP
Molecular function (GO): pre-mRNA 5'-splice site binding; zinc ion binding
Source: RefSeq, a predicted model, not a curated record